Perca fluviatilis (European perch) is the source of this 1431-nucleotide messenger RNA. RefSeq names its product motor neuron and pancreas homeobox 2b (gene mnx2b). Gene Ontology annotation, biological process: central nervous system development; regulation of DNA-templated transcription; neuron projection morphogenesis. Gene Ontology annotation, cellular component: nucleus. Gene Ontology annotation, molecular function: DNA-binding transcription factor activity, RNA polymerase II-specific; sequence-specific double-stranded DNA binding. The record is from RefSeq and is a predicted model, not a curated record. Bases 250 to 1233 code for a protein of 327 amino acids. NCBI's taxonomy places the organism in Eukaryota, Metazoa, Chordata, Actinopteri, Perciformes, Percidae. The transcript has 4 exons.
AACACCGAGACGGAUGCAAUGUUGCAGAGUGACAUGUGCAGGUAGCUACGAUUCAAGGAAAUGGAUGCAGGGAUGAACAAGCAAACGCCACCUGAGCCUUUUAGGAAAAAAAAUAAGGAGAACAUAUGAGUUUGUGACUGAAGGAGGCUCCGCUGUCUGCGCGCUGACGCACGGCACAGGUGCGCACCCGCCAAGCAAAACACGUUGGUCUUUCUUUGAGACUCUGCAGUCCUCCUGAGUGAAGCCGUCAUGGAGAAAUCGAAAAACUUUCGAAUUGACGCCUUGCUUGCCCAUGAGACCAACCGUGUGAGCCGAGACCUCUCCCCCGGUCUGAGCAGCGACAGCCCAGCAGGCAGCCCGUUAUCGUGCCGCCGCGCGGACACCCCGUCUCCGCGGGCCGCACAACUUCAAGGAAUAAUCCACAAACCGGGUGUCCUGAAUCUCCCGCAUCCAGGUCUCGCUUCAAUCCCCGGCAUGUAUCAUGCCCCUAUGUACCCAUUGUCCGCGUUGGGUGGACAGCACCCCGCGUUUGCAUACACCGGUUUCACACAACUAACACAGACCUACCCAGAGCACCUAAAGGCAGCUGCCAUGGCGGGAUCUCUGCCCCUGGAGCACUGGAUCCGCGCCGGUAUCAUGAUGCCACGGCUACCAGAUUACAGCACGGGCCCUCAGUCUGGUUUGUUGGGGAAGUGCCGGAGGCCCCGCACCGCCUUCACCAGUCAGCAGCUGCUGGAGCUGGAGAACCAGUUUAAGCUCAACAAGUACCUGUCCAGACCCAAACGCUUUGAAGUGGCCACCUCCCUCAUGCUGACUGAAACACAGGUCAAGAUCUGGUUCCAAAAUCGGAGGAUGAAGUGGAAACGCAGCCGUAAGGCGAAGGAGCAAUCCACCGCUUCUGCACCGUCUGAGUCCCAGCGACUACGCAGCGGAGGAAAAACAGCCACGGACAAACCUGAUGAGAGCAGACGAGCUGUGAAACCAGACGAUAGAGGGAUUGAUCUUGAGCUGGAGGAUGGAGAAGAGGAGGAAGAGGACGAGGAGGAGGAAGAGGACGAGGAGGAAGAAGAGGUGGAAGCCCAGCAUGGUUUUCCUAUUGGGAUGCCACGAUCCACAGACUUCUUACAGCGUAGCACCGACAUUGGCUACAAUCCCCACAGCCCUUUCUCUGACGAGGAGCUGGAGGGGGUGCAGGUAGGAGGAGGUGACAGGAAGAUCGGGGCAGGACUGUGAACAGACUCUCAGGAAAUGCCGCUUUGGUUUCCUGAGUGUUACAGAGACAUUCCACUGGGACAUUACUGUGUUUGUGGUCACUAGAGAAGACAAUUUACGGUAACAUUUUAUUUGAAGGUAUCUACAUAAGAGUGACAUGACGCUGUCAUGAACACAUGAACCCUAACUCUACCCCUAACUCUAACCCUAACCCUAACU